AUGUUUGGUAACAACCAGUUUUCAGUGCGGACCACCACUGCCGAGGCUGCCGCUGCAGUUGCACAAUACCCAGACCCCCAUGGUGUGCUUGGAUACUGGGCCGUCGUAGGCCACGGAUUCAACAUUGCGUCGAUUGUCAGCUCUAUCUUUGUUAUUGGAGCGACCAUCGUCCUCUCUAUCCGCAACCGCGAGUUGUUUUCCCGCCCGUCCUUUCGGCUCUCCGGGUGGAUUGCCGCCGCUGACCUCAUCUACUCGGUAACUCAGCUCUUUGUCUUCAACAACGACUACAUGUCAACGCUCUCCGAGGCCAACCUCCGUGCAAUUGUGUGGAUGCUGGCUGGUAGCGUUGUGUCGUUCGUCUUCCUGACUGUCUGCAUCGGAAUCCACCUUGUUCUGACGGUGCUGAUGCGUAAAACGCACAUUGCAAACCGGAUCCAAGGCUACUACGAGUACGUCUCGUUUGUUCUGGGCUUUCUGGUUACCCAUUCGUACAUGUACAUGUACGAGAAGAUUGGCUGGAUGCCGUCAAUGCAAGUGUUCCGUAUUGCAACGUCAGAGUCUGAGUACAACCGCAACAUCUGGGUUGCACACUACAUGUGGACAGCUGCCGGCAUCGUCUUUCUGUUCAUCAUUUCGAUUCUGAUCUACCUGCAGAUGAUGAGCGUCAUAAACCGUGUCGAGGAGACCCAGGGUCCCGAGAAGCUGGACAUGCUUGACGGCUCUACCCUCAACAUGAUGACCGACAUGCGUCGCAAGUACAUCAGGUCGGCGACUCUGCGCAUUGCCUGCUACCCGAUUGUGCCUAUUGUCACUCAGACGUGGAACAUCGUCACAAACAUGAUUACAGACAGCCAGCCCUUCUGGCUCUACAUCAUGGCAAACCUGAUGCCGGCUACCCAGGGAAUGAUCAACAUGCUCAUCUUCCUGAUGAACCCAGCAUUUGACAAGACCCAUCAGAGGAUCACAAAGUACGUCCGUCGCACAUGCAGCCGCAAGAACCGCAACAUCCCCAGCAAGCUGCCUCUGCACAGCUCGAGUGAGGAUUUUGCAUGCAAGGAAGAUGCCUCAACAACGCAGCUCAGCUACAAUCUCAAGUCUGGCUCGCAGGCUGCAGCAGACAAAAACACAAACACAAACUACUUGUGUAAUUACGAUGCUAACCGCUCGACUGACACGAUCCAAUUCUCGACAACACUGUGA
Linderina pennispora is the source of this 1200-nucleotide messenger RNA. RefSeq lists its product as uncharacterized. Gene Ontology annotation, cellular component: plasma membrane. NCBI's taxonomy places the organism in Eukaryota, Fungi, Kickxellomycota, Kickxellomycetes, Kickxellales, Kickxellaceae. Gene Ontology annotation, molecular function: G protein-coupled receptor activity. The transcript has a single exon. Gene Ontology annotation, biological process: adenylate cyclase-activating G protein-coupled receptor signaling pathway. The record is from RefSeq and is a predicted model, not a curated record. Bases 1 to 1200 code for a protein of 399 amino acids.